AUAUAUAUUUUUCAUUUGAACUCAGUAACGGACAGAAGCGUUUCUAAUGACACACAACCUUCUUUUUCAAAAGUGGAUUUUCCCAGAAAAACGUCUUUUAAUGAGACCGGCGGAGAUGCGCCCUCAGCUUCGGCUGCUCUCCAUCUCUUCAGGAAGAAGGCGAAGUUGUGGCGCCAAGUUAGCGUCAAAACUCGCGAGAAUCCGCGCGCGCAAAUAUCCCGGUUCUGCUCUGGUUCUGCUCUGCUGAGGAGAGUCGAAACUUCACUCGCUGUUACCCGCACAGUCUGCGGAGACGUGCCGCGAAGCAGCUUUCAUCUGAGCGAAAACAUGCCUCCGUCUAUCUGUUUACAGGACCGGCCCUGUCAGGCUUUUGCUGCGAUGGUAAAUCAGAAAGUUCUUCCGUGUUAAAGACAGAAGACAGGAGAAGUGGAGAUCGUCCUCUGUUCUCCGGGUUCCUCUGUUCUCGGGGUUCCUCUGUUCUCUGCUCUCUGUGAUUUCGUGCAUCGCUGUGCUGUUUGUAAGGCUUCCUGUCACAGAGUAACACAGAGGAAGUGGUGUUCAUUCCUGCCAUCAGUAUGUGGAACUGGCAGCUGUGCAAAUUGAGACACCUCUCUUAACACGGGGUCUUGCUCGUUUCCUGCUGAAGAGGACGAUAAUACUUCACUCAAAGCGGCUUGGGGAAGUGUCCACUGCUUGUGUCCAGGAUGGCUAACAUUUUAGAGGAUAAUGGAAGCGAAGUGGCACAUUCAACUGAACUUCCUGCAGAGAUUAAGGACUGGGAUAAAAACCAUGUGAGAGACUGGAUUCUUAAGUUUUCAGAUGUGGAUGAUGAAUAUGCAAAUAUUUUGUUUGAUCAGGAGAUUACUGGAUCUAGUCUUUUAUUACUGGAGAAGGCUGAACUUAUAGACUUAAACAUCAAGCUGGGUCCAGCAAAACUGAUCAUUCACAGGAGAGAUGAACUCAUUAAACUAAAAGCUCAACAGUCAGUUAGCCAUGGAAACCAGUCUAGUAAAUCAUGCAAGCCCUACCCUUUCAGUCAGUAUCAUGCUGCCUACAGAUAUCAGGAAAACAGCAUACUUGAUGUAAUAGAAACAGGUGCUCUGAACCUCAUAGAGCCAUGCCAUGAGUACAAAGCAUUUAUCAACUUUCAAAAUGUGACAACAGAGGAAAAGCUGAAGAAGUUCACAGAAGAGGUUAUCAGAUUUGCUGCCGCCUGCAUGAACAGCCGAACUAAUGGUACUAUUCAUUUUGGAGUUGGAGACAGACCAGACUACCCUCAUGGGCAAAUUCUGGGUACUAAAAUUGAAGACAAAGAAACAUAUAGUCAGAAACUGGCAGAUGUGAUCGAGGGUAGGUUUGAAUAUAAGCACAUUAAUGUGGUCAAAAAAUGUAUUAAACCCCCCAGGUUUGUCGAGGUUCUUGAAGCUGAUAUGACAGUCUCAGGAAAAUGUGUCAUAGAGGUGGACAUAGAGCCGACUUCCCUGCUUUGUGAAGACAGCUUCUUUCAUGUUUACAGUGUAGACACAAGGAAAUCUAAAAAACAAUCUAAAACCAGAGACCUUAAGACUGAUGAGAAGGAUAGUGCAAAGUUAUUUUACAUUCGAGAUAACAGCAGCAGCCGGAACCUUCUUGUCCAAGCCUCGUCCACCAAGUCCUUGAAGGAAUACUACAAAUAUGUUGACAAUAUAGUGCGCUUGUCCCAGCUGAGGAAGGAAGCUGAGGAAAAGCACCUCACUGUGGCUAAAAACAGUGUGCAGGGUUCUAGGCUCUGUGAGAUGAUAACAGGAGGCUCACAUUCUUUGGACAAGUCUCACUUUGAGCGAUAUGUAUUGGUCACCAACAAAUCUCAUCCAGUUCAGAAAGAAUACCUUGCUUUCCUUUUAGACAUGAACUUGACAGCCGUUUUGGACUUUGAUCCAGAAUCUGCUGAGACUGGCUUGAAUAAGCUAUUUGAUGAGAAAAGAAACAUUAAUGUUCAUUUGCCAGUGCAGUAUAAAAUCACAGAGCCAGUGGAGGAAAUUGCAAGUAAGCUAAAGCUGACCAGAACCACAAGCUGGGUUUCCUGUAAUGGAGGAAUAGAGGACGAAAAACCCUCUGAUGUAGAUAAUUGGCUAUUGGAGAAAGGUUCCUCCAUUCGUGAUGUCGUGUCCUUUUUUUGUCGAAAAGAUGUGUUACCUCACAAGAAAUUCCUCGUCAUGUUCCUGCUGUUGAGCGAUGUCACUGACAAACAUGAUCCGAUGCUUGAGACCUUCAGCAUGUUUGUGCAGGAGCUAAAAGGUACAGAGCAAAUAUUAUGCAUUUGUGGAAGUGAAAGAUUAUACAUUCACUGGAAGGAACUCAUUGAGGCACGAUAUGGUAUCAACAUUUCUAGAAGAUGCAUCUAUGAGCUCAGUUUUGCUGAAAUUAAUGGCACUCUCCUCAGUCUGUGGUCAGAAAAUCGGAAAUCAAGUCGAUUCCUUCCUGGUGGUUGUGGUAAAGUUCUUUUACCAAGGAAAGUGGAGGGCAGAUUGGAUGCACUGAGUAUUUUAUCUGUAAACCAGUGUGAGGGAGGAAAUGAGGACAAGAAACAACUAGAGGAAAGUUUUUAUAAGGGGGGCAAGGUGUCCUGGUGGAACUUCUACUUCUCAGAGCAGUCAGGAUCAAUGCCUUUUAUCAAACGAGACAAGUUUGACUACAUCAUUAAUACUAUUAUUCCAGACGUGUGCUCCCUCACACAAGCUUGUGUUCGCUUCAACAUACUCCAUCUUCCUGGUUGUGGAGGAACUACUCUAGCCAUGCAUGUCUUGUGGACCCUGAAAGAGAAAUUUCGAUGUGCUGUACUGAAGGGCAAAGCAGCUGAUUACGACGAUGUGGCCCGGCAGGUAGUUACCUUGUUGACACAUGAGACGACUGACCAGCAAACUUGGCUUCCUGUUUUACUCAUGCUUGAUAACUUUGAUGAAUUUGAUGCUGUAAAUGAUCUCCAGCAACUCAUUGAAAAAGAAUGUCAGAGGGCAAAUGCUUUGUCCAAGUCACCCCAAGUAAUCCUUCUGAACUGCAUGAGAGAAGAAUCAUUGUUGCAGACUGAAGCAACAGGUGACACAGUUUUCAUUGGUAACAGACUAUCAGAGACAGAACAAAAAUUAUUUGAGAAAAAGCUAGAGGAAAUUGAAAAGACCUACAAGAAUGCUGAAACAUUCUAUGGGUUCAUGAUCCUGAAGAAAGACUUUUCACCAGAGUACAUACAAGGCGUUGUAAAAAAUACCCUGAAGAGUUUUCAUUUUGAACAGAAGUAUGCUCGACUCUUUGCAGUCCUAGUGCUCUUGGAUUGCUACUGCAAGAGUGCAACGCUAUCAGUGUCUGUAUGUGAAGAAUUUCUCGGGUUGGCAACAAGGCCAGAUUCCAAGUCAUACAAAGCAGAAGAUGGAUUUGGGAAGUUUUCCACACUUUUGACACGUUGCACAGAAGAGUCCAGUGUAGUAUUUGAAGCUGUGCGAGUAAUCCACUCAAGCAUGGCAAAACAUUGUUUGGAAGAGCUUACAACCACUUUCAAUGUGUCCAAAGCACAGAUUACUGACUUCCUGCUCACAACAGACUUGUUUUACGAUUGCAUUCAGGGAAAGGAAAAACUAAUGCAAGAUGUUCACAGUAUGCUGGUGAAGAGGAAUUACUCGGCUGAAAGUCUUCCAGCAGAGUGCCAGUUUUCACCACUUAUCCAAGCGAUUACAAAGGAGACACCUGGCUUUGAGGAACACAUUUUGCUCAAUGCUGCAAAGCGCUUCAAAAAGGAUGCAGUGAUAUUCCAGCUUCUUUCAAGGUACUAUUAUCUGAGGAAGAAAGACUUCAGAGAGGCAAAGGACUGGGUGAAGAAGGCAAGAGAUCUCCAAAGGCAUAGCUCUUACAUUUGCGAUACAUCUGCACAAAUCAUUAAGCAUGAACUGAAAGAUGCUAUCAGCAAUGACAAAGAUGAUCCUAUUAAACCAGAAAAAAUGAAAGAGUAUCUCAAAAUGGCUGUCUCUGCAAUUGAGGCUUUCAGGGAAACCCAAGAAAUUGCAAGAAAAGAAGCCAUUGUUCACUACAAAGGGAAAAAAGAUUUUAUCUCCUACAAUACUGCUGGUCACCUUGGUGAGCUUCAGAUUGCAGUUAUAGUGACUGACAUACUGGAGAGGAUCCCGGUUUUUUCGUUAGAUGAACUUAAGUGCAACAUUCUCACUCAAGUUCUCUCAAGGGACAUGAAUAUUAAAGAUGUGGCAGAAAAAGAUCCCAAGAGACAAAGGCAUACAUCAUAUUACCAUUUUUUGCAGGGCUUUGAAGAGCUUCUUUACAACCUCAAAGACAACAUGAAGAAGCAGUUUGAUUUACUUGACAGUUACUAUGUCAACUUGGGCUCAUUUUAUUUCCAGAAAGAUAAUCGAGAGUUGAGGACACGACAGGAAGUCUUUAAGUGCUUUCAACAAUAUGCCAAACUGUUUUGCAAGUCAGAUUCAAAGGAACCAGUGAGAAACAAGAUGGUGACCAAGAUGCUGAAGAUUCAAAAAACCCAUCAAUAUCUGGAGAAGAACAAUGCUGAUUCUUACAGUGGACUGUUGGCCAGGCUUUCUAAUGAAGCAUCUGUGGCAAACAUUGAACAAAUUGUCGAGCGGUACACUUUUUUAUUUGGCCACGCCCGUCCACAACAUGACGGACACUUCAAGGACACUGUCAACAUCAUCUAUGCACAUAUUGUUCUGAGUCGAGUUAGCCCUGGAUCUCAGAAACUCUGGGCCUAUACAAAGCUUCUUCAAGUACUCAUUGACACACUUAAACACCCCACCCCCCUCAGUGAAAGCCUGCCAUUGUAUUUCAUUUCAGUUGUGAUGCUGUGGCCAGAGACCACCGAUAUGUUUUCGGGAGGGAAUUUGAAUGACAGGUUCGACAAGCUGGGAAGUUACAUAUCACAGAUGAGAAAUUCUUUUUCCAAAGAGAUGAAGCCAAUUUGCAUUGGCAAGAGAGCAGUUGUUCACUUUUACUUGGGGAAGAAGACUGGUUACAAACGCCUGAUCACCCAAAAAGACAUGGACGAAUGUGUGGGAUCUGAGCAGAGCAUGGCAACUCAUUUGCAAAAUGGAAUGAUAUGGAAGAAUGAAAAAGUCAGCAAUAUCCUCCACAGAGUUAGUGGAAGAAUCUGUGACAGUGCCAUUCUGGUAGACACACCAAAUGAAAAUGGGAAAGUUAAAGUUUAUCCAAUGUUCAAAAGUCAGUUGAAAGGAAAGUUGGGUGACAGAGUGUCAUUUUUUGUUGGAUUCACCAUGAAUGGUCCAGUUGCACUUGGCAUAGACAGUGUCACUAGAUCCAAGUCCAGGUGAAGACGGAGACUGGGACACAUCAAGUUCAAGUCAAAACCAAGACUUGUUUAAAACCGGGGUGCAUUUUUUCAAUGUUUGGAAGUACAUUUUACAUUGAAAACUUUUGUUCUGUUUGUUAUCUUUUGGUGAUUAUGGUAGAUGUUUCAGUUUUAGUAAUUUUUUUACUAAUUAUAUAGUUACUAGUUAUUUAUCUGCAAAUUCAAUGUGUGUCAGUGUCAAGCAUGAUUGUGAAUAUUGGGAAUAAAACCAUGUAAGAGACUGGAAUCUAAAGUUCUUAUCAGAAGAUGAAUGGAUCUAGUCUUUUAUUACUGGAGAAGACUGACCUUAUAGAUAUAAACAUUGAGCUGGGUCCAGCAAAACCACCAGUAGCUACGUUUACAGGUAGCCUGAUAAUCCGUUAAUAAUCCGAGUAACAACUCAAUCGGAAUAGAACACGUCCAUUUAAACACCUCAAUCGGUAUAGACUAAUCCGAUUGAGGCAAUUCGGAAUACAGUUUCUAUCCGAUUGAACGAGGUGGGUAAACCUCUUAACAAAUACUCUGAUAAACGGUCUGUAUGGAGUCAGUGAUUUAAACGGUCUGUAUAGAGUCAGUGAUUUAAACUGUCUGUAUGGAGUCAGUGAUUUAAACUGUCUGUAUGGAGUCAGUGAUUUAAACUGUCUGUAUGGAGUCAGUGAUUUAAACGGUUUGUAUGGAGUCAGUGAUUUAAACGGUCUGUAUGGAGUCAGUGAUUUAAACGGUCUGUAUGGAGUCAGUGAUUUAAACGGUUUGUAUGGAGUCAGUGAUUUAAACGGUCUGUAUGGAGUCAGUGAUUUAAACGGUCUGUAUGGAGUCAGCCCGCGAGUCUGUGCUGAAGAUCCAUUACUGCCACUGCUGCAGGGCCUUCGGCUAAAGCGGCUCAGUUCGCCCACCAAACAGCACCACCAACAAAACGGCAGACGAUCUGUUCCAAUUCUUUAGGUCAGCGCUCCUCCAUGCCAUCCCGGGCUCUGAUGGCCGAUGGCGGCGCUAUGAUGUGCGGCUAGUUAGCCGAGCCCAGUAGCCGCUGUCCAGUCACUACUUUCCUCACAGGAGCUGCUGGUAUGCGCCCGUUUUGAGAGGCACGCGCUGUUUCUGCGUGGCAUGUGCCACUGGCGAGUGCCACUAACCGGGCGGCAGGUGCCACUCGCUAAGUGGCACAUGCCAGUACGUGCCAUUACCGGACGGCGGAGUUGCCAGUUCCCGAUGUCAGAUGCCACUUCGCGCUGAAUCCCUGCAGUUCCCGUUUUACGAUAUCGUGGACGAAUUCAUGGGAGAUCGACCUCUUGCUAACACGGAUGAAAGCUGAUGUUGGGUUUACUGACGAUUUGCCCACCGUGGAGGAAACGCUGGAAAACGUUAACGAGGGUGCGGACCAGAUCACCUCAAACUCUGAUACCGCUGCCCAGGAAUCUACAUUAUCAAGCGGAACCAACUCCAGCGUCCAGUCUGAUGAUGGCAGCGAGCAGACCAACGACCACAUUAUUCCAGCGUUACUUUAGGUUUAGGCUUCCAUGGAUCAUUAAGUCAGGACCUGGAACAAGAGUUUCCUCUCGUUAUGACAAGGCCAUGCGCACUUGGUCAACUGAGCAGAGGCGCAAAAUGUUUGGAUGGAAAAACAACUGGAGAGAAGUCAACAACGUGAAGUGAGGCUCCUUGCUAAACUAGUCGAGGAAACUUCAUGAUCAAAUGAACGUCUUGCAGGGCAACUACUAUCAGGUCUUAGUAGCAUCUUUUCCCAAGUAACAAGCACAACACCCAUUAUCCAGAGAGGAACUGCACAAUUCCAAUACUCCCAUCUCCAACCACGUCAUCCAUACCCUGACAGCCAAAAUGUUUACCAGUCACAGAACCCCAUCCUACAGCGACACCGACAGUUACAUUUCUAUGAGCAUAUAGGUAAAAAAUAAAAACCACAAACACCAGUUUGGUACUGCUUAAUACUUUUACUGUUUAUUUCAGUAAGUAACUUCACAUUUUUACAUACAGAUUUGUUAGGUUAGUAAAAAAUGUUCUAAACCACAGUGGCAAUAACACUAAGAAUAUUGUUCUGUACAGUUCCUAAAGCAAACUACUGAGGUUUUUGUUGCAUUGCUAUUUGUUUUAUUUUGUCUAUUUGCUGCUGGUAUUUGUAACAUUUGUGUAACUGAAGUUUUUGCUUUACAUUUAAAGAACUAAAUUUGAGUUGUUUGCACAGAAUAUAUGUACCGUUUUAUUUGUGUCCUUACAUUUAUAGUUGUCCUUACAUUGUGCUGUGUAAAUGCUGUGUAAAUGCAUGACUGUGACUUAAUAGAUUGAACUAAGAUCCAUAGCGAACAGUAAAUGUAUGUUGCACAAAAUUGCUUUGCAUUAAAACAUGCUCAAGUA
Molecule: messenger RNA, 7708 nt
Organism: Pygocentrus nattereri (red-bellied piranha)
Lineage: Eukaryota; Metazoa; Chordata; Actinopteri; Characiformes; Serrasalmidae
Product: sterile alpha motif domain-containing protein 9-like
Exons: 6
Coding region: 705-5324 (1539 amino acids)
Cellular component (GO): cytoplasm
Source: RefSeq, a predicted model, not a curated record